GCAGUGGGAGAGACCGAGGAGGCUGGACCCGGCGGAGGCUGCGGCGGGGGCAGACUCCAUCCCCUACCCGGUUCCCCGACGCCCUGCCCUAGAUUUUCUGCGUAGCGGCUUCGCGUCAUCCCUCCUUUGCUUCUCGUAGGAGUCGCAAUCCCAGCAGCAACAGCUCGGAAGAGGACGCGGUUCCCGCACCGGAGGCUUCAGCACCAGUACCCCGUUCAUCAGGCGGCGGGAUGUCUGUGGUUGGCAUUGACCUCGGCUUUCUCAACUGCUACAUCGCAGUAGCGAGGAGUGGCGGCAUCGAGACCAUCGCCAAUGAGUACAGCGACAGAUGCACACCGGCCUGUAUAUCUUUGGGAUCCAGAACUAGAGCCAUAGGAAAUGCAGCCAAAAGCCAGAUUGUCACAAAUGUAAGAAAUACAAUUCAUGGAUUCAAAAAGCUUCAUGGGCGAUCAUUUGAUGAUCCUAUUGUGCAAACUGAAAGGAUCAGGCUUCCUUAUGAGUUGCAGAAGAUGCCUAAUGGAAGUGCAGGAGUUAAGGUGCGGUACUUGGAAGAAGAGAGACCUUUUGCAAUUGAACAAGUUACUGGAAUGCUAUUGGCCAAGCUUAAAGAGACUUCAGAAAAUGCUUUGAAGAAACCAGUGGCUGACUGUGUGAUUUCAAUUCCUAGCUUUUUCACUGAUGCUGAGAGAAGAUCUGUGAUGGCCGCAGCCCAGGUUGCAGGCUUAAAUUGUUUAAGGCUGAUGAAUGAAACUACUGCAGUUGCGCUAGCAUAUGGAAUUUAUAAACAAGAUCUUCCCCCUUUAGAUGAGAAACCAAGAAAUGUAGUAUUUAUCGAUAUGGGGCAUUCUGCCUACCAGGUCUCAGUUUGUGCUUUUAACAAAGGAAAACUUAAGGUCUUGGCUACUACCUUUGAUCCAUAUUUGGGUGGCAGGAACUUUGAUGAGGCUUUAGUAGACUACUUCUGUGAUGAGUUCAAGACCAAAUAUAAGAUAAACGUGAAAGAAAACUCUCGGGCCUUGUUGCGCUUAUAUCAGGAAUGUGAAAAAUUAAAGAAGCUAAUGAGUGCAAAUGCAUCAGAUCUUCCAUUGAACAUCGAGUGUUUCAUGAAUGACCUUGAUGUUUCUAGUAAAAUGAACAGGGCUCAGUUUGAACAAUUAUGUGCUUCCCUCCUGGCCAGAGUUGAACCACCUUUAAAAGCAGUAAUGGAGCAAGCUAACUUACAAUGUGGAGAUAUAAGUAGUAUAGAAAUUGUAGGAGGAGCAACACGGAUUCCUGCAGUAAAGGAACAAAUCACUAAAUUCUUUCUUAAAGACAUAAGUACCACACUAAAUGCUGAUGAAGCUGUUGCAAGAGGGUGUGCCUUACAGUGUGCGAUUCUUUCGCCAGCAUUUAAAGUGCGUGAAUUUUCCAUAACAGACCUUAUUCCUUAUUCAAUCACGUUAAGGUGGAAGACCUCUUUUGAAGAUGGAACUGGGGAAUGUGAAGUAUUCUGUAAGAACCACCCUGCCCCGUUCUCAAAAGUCAUUACUUUCCACAAGAAGGAACCAUUUGAACUAGAAGCAUUUUACACUAAUCCACAUGAAGUGCCUUACCCUGAUCCAAGAAUUGGGAGCUUCACUAUUCAGAAUGUUUUUCCACAGUCUGAUGGUGAUAAUUCCAAAGUGAAGGUAAAAGUUCGUGUUAAUAUCCACGGAAUCUUCAGCGUGGCUAGUGCAUCAGUAAUUGAAAAGCAGAACUUGGAAGGGGAUCACAGUGAUGCUCCUAUGGAGACAGAAGCUUCCUUUAAGAAUGAAUGCAGAGAUGAUGUGGAUAAAAUGCAGGUUGACCAAGAAGAAGGAGGUCAUCCAAAAUGUCAUGCUGAACACACCCCAGAAGAAGAAAUUGAUCAUACAGGCGCCAAAGCAAAGUCAGCUUCCUCAGACAAACAAGAGAAGUUAAAUCAGACCGUUAAAAAAGGAAAAGUCAAGAGUAUUGAUUUACCUAUCCAGAGUAGCCUAUGUAGACAACUGGGCCAAGAUCUUCUCAAUAGCUACAUUGAAAAUGAGGGGAAGAUGAUAAUGCAGGAUAAGUUAGAGAAAGAAAGAAAUGAUGCUAAGAAUGCUGUUGAAGAAUAUGUAUAUGAUUUUAGAGACAAGCUGGGCACCGUCUAUGAAAAAUUCAUCACUCCAGAAGACUUGAAUAAACUGUCUGCAAUAUUGGAAGACACAGAAAAUUGGCUUUAUGAAGAAGGAGAGGACCAACCUAAACAAGUUUAUGUGGAUAAGUUACAAGAACUAAAGAAAUAUGGCGAACCUAUUCAAAUGAGAUACAUGGAACAUGAAGAGAGACCAAAAGCUUUAAAUGACUUAGGAAAAAAGAUCCAGCUUGUCAUGAAAGUGAUAGAAGCAUACAGAAACAAGGAUGAAAGAUAUGAUCAUUUGGAUCCUGCUGAAAUGGAAAAAGUUGAAAAAUAUAUUAGUGAAGCCAUGAAUUGGCUGAACAAUAAGAUGAACGCACAGAACAAACUAAGUCUCACUCAAGACCCUGUCGUGAAAGUUUCAGAAAUAGUUGCAAAGUCAAAGGAACUGGAUAAUUUCUGUAACCCUAUCAUUUACAAGCCCAAACCAAAAGUAGAGGUUGCUGAAGACAAAGCAAAAGCUAAUAAUGAACACAAUGGACCAAUGGAUGGACAGAGUGGGACUGAAAUGAAACCAGAUACAACAAAAGAGGGCUCCCAGCAUCCUAAAUCUUCUGGAGAGAUGGAAGUGGACUAAGUCGUAAUUUUUCCUUCACGUAAUUCAAACAGUGCAAGUAACCACAGGGUCCAUGCUUCUUUUACGUCUGGUACACACAACAGAUGUUCAGUUGUUCUUAACCACUUUUUGUCAUUUGUUUUUUGCAGUAGUUUUGAAAAGUGUUUUAUAUUGAAUGCACCUCUGUUCGUUUCCAUUGCUGCUCAUGUGAAGCUUUAGCUUAAGAUAUACAAGUCAGUUUAAGCUUUCCUAAUAUAUUUUAUGUUAAACAUGCCGGACUGAUACGUAGUUGGCAGCAAUCUGCCUUGUUUAAAGCUUCUACUUGGAUAGAUCUCAGCUCCUCCUACAGGGAAGGGUACUGCAUUGCACUGUUAUUGCAGAGCAUAGAAUUAAUUGCAUCAUUAUUUUUGAAAAAAAAAGUUGAUGUGGUUUAAACCACUGAGGCACUGACGUUUUUCUAGUUGCUGUAUUGUUAUAAUUUAAAUAUUAAAACAAGUAAGAGGUUCGCCGACAAAUUAGUCCAUCUCAUUGAUGUAUCAUGAGAAGUCCAAAGCUUUGUUUUCACAUAAAUGAAUUAAAACACAGGUUGAAAGGGAAAACACACAGUUUUUCUGUUAAGGUGAUACCAGCAGUUUGCUUCUUUUAUUAGUAACAUGGUUUGAUAUUUUCUGGGUUAACUCAGUGUUUUUUUCACUUGAAAGUUCUUUUCUGAUCUACUUGUCCUGAAUAACAGCUGCUGCUAAGUAAUGCUAGCCUAAAGAUACAGAGCAUUUUUUUGAUGAAAAUACUUUUCAUGUAAAGGGGACAGUGCUGUUGACCUACUCAGAUACGCGUCUGUGAUGUUGAUAACCUUGUUUUGGUUUUUAUGGUUGUUUAGUUUUCUUGUUGAUUUUGUUAAUAACACAGGUUAGGGAGAAAUGCACAAUGUAUUACAUUAUAUGCAUUUAUCACUGAUUAAUGUUAAGAUAUAAACACUAUUAAAUAAGUGAUCAUACUUGAAAAAGAGCACUUAUACCGUAAAUCUUAGGAAAUAAUGCUUGUAAUAAACUUAACUAUGUUAUAUAUCAACAGGCAAAAUAUAGAAUGUUACAUAGUGUAAUAUGAUGUGAUUAAAUUAUAGUUCCUGCUCUUAUAUUACCUAUUGAAAAACUUGGCUCCAGUUUUGGUGCUUUUUAUAUAAAUUAUAUGGGAAAAGGGACUGUAUAAUUAAGCUAUAUUAAGGACUGGAUCUGUGCUUCACCAGACUUGUUCACAUUGUGCACUUCUGUACAGAGACUUGAAUCGGCGUUUCAGUCUACAAGAGAAAGACGCAUAGACAUGUAAAUGCAGGGGCAUUUGGAUACUUAAUGCCAGUCAAGUAGAUUGAUUGACCUAGGUGGAAAUUUCAAAGGCUUGCUUUUUCCCAAAGCUAAAUCUUUACAUUAAGAGAAAUUAAUGUUGACUUCUCUUACGUAGUGAAAAUUGAGAGUAUGAUAUCUUUAGGGAUAGUCAUUAUUUCUAACAAGUAGUUCUCUAAGAGAGAUUUUUGUGUCUACAAUGUAGUCAGCACUGACGCAAGAGUGUGGAGAGGUGCUUUUUGCAGGGAUUGUUACUCAGCCUUUGGCGAGGAGGUGUCCCAUGUACGUAUUAAAAAAUCACAUAGACCCAAUAUGGUAUUUUUAAGUGUCCUCUAGGCUUUAAACUGUUCUUCUAUUGGUACUCUUAAAAUUAAAUAAUUAUGUCUAUUAGUAUUAUUUUAUGAAAUACAUUUUUUUUAAACAUAUACCCAUUACCUUUCAUUUGUAUGUUGAAUAUAUAGGUUCAUUACAGGAAGAGCAUGAAGGUUAUGAAAGGGAAUAUACACACAGUACAUAUAGGGAGUUUAUAGCUUUAUCUUGAGUUAACAAAACCUCCAUCCACUUUAAGAGCUAUGCCUCAAAAAUUUCUUGGGAAUAAAUGUGGGACCAGCCCUUUCUGAUUCUGAAUCGACUAGUAUAGCCUGACCUUUCCGUUCCUGCUCUCUUAAGUCACUUUAUGUAGUUUUGUGUUUUAGUCAGACGUGUAACAUUCCAGUUCUUGCAGUUAGAUAAUCUUUCAUUUGGUAAAUUAAAGAAUAAUAUGUUUUUCUGUCCAUUUAUUCUACUAGAGGAUAUUUUCAAAAGCUCUUUAGCCUGAUAGUGAUAGUAUAGGAGUUUAUUGAAUAUAUUAAUGAGAGAUGUUAUCCUAAAUACAAUUUUGGGUAGGGUAUUAAUGGUUCUGUUUAAUUUUAAUCUGCAUUGAAAUAUUCAAAGCUAGACAAAAAUUAAAGUUUUUCCAAAAUAAAAAGCCACUAUUUUAGAAAUUAUUUUAAAAGAUAUAUAGCAAAGUAGAAUGUUUUCCUGCAGUAAACAAAUGAGUACGAAGUUUAUAGGAAACAUUUAUCUCCAUGAAACAGUAUAAAUUAUUUUGGCUUCAGAAGCCAACUUUUGAUAGGCAAUUGUUAGUCAUUAUUGUAAAAACAAAGUUUGCUAAAUAGUACAACAAAUGAAAGUACCAGAUAUUUUAAUUCCUUAGCAGUGUACAGAUUCUUAAGUUUUAAAGCAACUAGAAACAGCACACACAGAAUUUCACUAUUGAAAUAACAGAUAAUCUCAGUUUUAAAAGGGGAAUACAGUUUUAUUGAGAGCUCAAGGAGAGUAAUAAAGAUUUUUUAGGUUUUUUUUUGAUCAAUUUUUAGUAUGAUUAUUUCCUAGAUAGAAGUCUUUAUAUUUAAAGUGAAUUUUGGGGUCCAACUGUCAGUGUAAUAAACUGGCAGUAGUAAAGCAUUUUAUCAAAAUUAGCACACCUUUAACUGUUUUGAAAUAUUACCCAUAUUUAAAGAUAGUAGACAUUUGAAUGCAGUGAUCAAAUCAGCUGACUUCUGUUUGACCCUGUAUAGAUGCAAGCAUCCUUCUGUUUUCAUAAAUUUGAAUUAUAAGCUGGUGAACAUUCCCAGUAGGAUUUUCUAUUCUGUUUUUAAAGAUGGGCUUUGGAGUCCCUGAGUGGUACAAACAUUUAACACUCUGGGCUGCUAACCACAAAGUUAGAGGUUCAAGGCCAUCCAGAGGCACCUUGGAAGACCUGGUGAACUUCUUCUCAAAAAUCAGCCAUUGAAAAUGCUGUGGAGCACAGUUCUACUCUAACACCCGUGAGGUCACCAUGAGUUGGCAUGAACUCUAUGGUAUCUGGUUUAUUUAGUAGUAGUCUGCUAUAGUUAAAGCCUUUGCAUAAAUUUACAUAUAUACAUAGUCUUAAAUGGCUAAAAAAAUGACUAGAAAACAUAAUUUCACCCUUCAGAAUUCUAUAGCAAAAAACUCAUGGUAGAUGUUAUUUGGUGGUUAGUUAAACUUUGGAAGUUUGAGUUUUAAGUGGAAUUUGGCUCUAUGAUAAUGAUUUUUUAAAACUUAAUGAGGUAUACUUAACUGUAUUGAUCUAUCAAUAUAAAUUUGGAAGUCUGGUACACUGAUUAAAUAAAGUUAGCCAGCAAUGACUUUUCAAAUGUCAUUAAGUAGGACUGCAUUAUAAAGUUUAAUUCUAAAAUUUUAUUAGCCUCUUACUGCGAUAUGUUUUAGUCCAUUUAGCAAACUAAAUCAUCUUGAAGCAGUCAGUUCCAGAAGAUACUUCUUUAUCAAAAAAAAAUAUAUAUAUCAGGUUUAAAAUUACCUUUUGGUCUAAUUUUAAAACUAUGAUAUGAAGCAUAUAAUCUGAUAAAAAGUAACAAUUAAAAAUUUAAUGCAGACCAAACCAAAGAACAGGGUCUUAAAAAAAAAGUUUUAGCUAUUUUGCUAUCACAUCUCUAAUAAAAUGCACUGAAAAUAUUCUUCCAAUAUGCUCAUAUGUUUCCUAACAAAACAGCUUUGGGUUUGUAAUACUGCCAGAUGUUUUCCUAAAUGAUUUCAGGGUUUUUUUUCCUUCUAAAUUUGGAAGUAAUUACUUAAAACAAUAAAAGGGUACCUUUUUUUUUUUUUUAAUUUUAAGCACCUUAACAAAAUGAAACUGCUUAGAAGACGACUUAAAUGUCUAUGGGAGUGGAUAGUACCUCUAGGUGGUAAUGGCUCUUCAUCUUCUGGGUCCCUAAGGAUACCUCUAGCAUAUUGUUAGAGUAAGUAUUAAAAGGAAAAGCAUAUUUGUUAAAAGUGCAUUUAUACUAAGUGACUUGGAGCUUUCAAGUCAAGGAAAUAAAACUAAUAUUUGAAUCAUGACAUUUGAUUCCAUCUGUUAGGGAGCUCAACAAAAUCCAUAACCAAAAAAAUUAGUAGUAUGAUACUUGCUUUGGAAUCUCUAAUUUACUGUUAUGCCCUAAAUCACAGGAUGAUUAUUAGGGGAAUGUAUUGAUUUCUAAAAAGUAUUCACUAUAUAAAGAGAUCAGCAAAAUUUAAUGUGUUCUAGUUUAAUUGCAUUACAGCACAUGACUUAUUAACGGAUCUUAGGCUUUCAGACUAUCUGGCUUUAUCUGUCCUCUUAACUAGUUCGAGACUCUUAAAUGACUAUUGUGUUUUUCCCAAGUAUAUUUUUCUUUUUUUAUUUUAGAUUGUCCUUUAGCUCUUUUAUUUCAUAGCUUCAUAAAAAGUUUUAUUGGUAUUCUGUCAUUUUGUUAGCUAAUUUUAUUACCUUUGUCUCCUUUUUAUUUUAUACCAAGUCUUACUGUUAAGAAUCUUUUGGCUCUAAGCUCAUACUUGAUAAGCCAUGUUAUAGGUUUCCAUACAUAGUAUCUCCAAAGUUUAAUAGUAACAUGCGUAGAUUUUUCACAUUCUAGCCUUAGAAUACUUUCAAGGAAGUUUUGGACCAAAAGAGGUCAAUUUUGUGAGUAUUGUGUAUUAAGUAAACAGCAUCCCUCAUUUUUAAUCCAGAUAUCAAUGUAACAAAAUAACAAAGGUCACAGCUCAUUCAAAAUAAUUUGUUAAAGAUUAGACACCUUUAAUCCUUUGCUGCUUUCUGAUUACAUUGUGUGUUAUGCAUCGUCCUUGUUUUUCUAGUCUUAGAGUUUAAUUUUUUUCUUCUGAGGACUUGAAUUAAAGUACUCUUGAAAUCAUUUAGACCCACCCAGGCUGUAGAUGUUAAAAUGUAAUUAGAAUUGGAAAUCUAGGUAAAAGAAGCUUCAAAGUGUUAUAUUUUUUUCCCCCCCGAAAUAAAUUUUUAUGGCUUAGUGUCUUGGAAGGAGACUCACAUUAAAAGUGGCUACCUUUUAUAUUUGAUAGAAUGAAGCCAUUGUUGUUGAAUACCACAGUAUAUCGAAGCAAUUUUUUAAUGAAUUUACCAAGUCAUUUAGUAUUAAUAAUAGGUGACAUUAAAGUUAUUUUUUCUUUUCUCCAUAUUAAAAUAAUUUAUGGACAUAGUGACUCUACUUUGCCUCCAGUCAUUAGCAUAAAGUAAAUUCUUGGCAGCUUAGUUCCUACUAGCUAAUAAUUUCUCUUUUUUCAAGAAAAUUUUAAUACAUUGGAUUUCUCAGUUUCCUGAUUUGCUUUCAGUAUAAUUGUGACCAAUGCUAUGCAGAAAAUCGUGUGUGAUGUGUCUAUAAAACUAAUUAAUGGAGCUUUGCAUGUAGUAGACCUUUAGCUUCAACAAGCAGACAUGAGAAUGGUUUGUAAAGUUAAGUAGGUAACGUUCUAGGAGUAUAUAUAUGGCAUACAUACAGUUUUGGUUCACAAAUAUAUCCAUAAAAAUGUUUACAUAUGGUAGUAUCAAAGUAUAUAAAACAUUUCCUAUGUGUGUAAAUUGCAGUCUUCAUACUAGUGCACCAAAUAAGUAGCAAUUGAUAAUAAAUGUGAUUAUUUUUGGAUGGCAGUGCACAUUGUCAAGUUAUGCAAUUAUAAUAAAUAUAUAUCUACCAUAUAUCUACCUAUUCCUUUGAACCAUGAGUUUUGCACACCUGGGGUUUAAUUGUUGCAUAUUGACCUUCACUUAUAGGAGGAUAGUCUUUGGACAGGUCAUCAGGGUCAUUUACAGAAAUUUACAUAGCAAUGAGAGUUUUUGAUUAAAUUAGCAAAUUUUUGAAAACUUCAGAUCCUGUUGAUUCUAAAAUAGUAGUUUGCUAAUGUUGGGAGUAAUUUAGUGUUAUAUUGGAAGAGAAAACUUAGGAAUAAAUGAAUUUGAAGACUCUAGGUAUUCUCAGCAGGUAUAGGGGCGCUAACGCCUCCUCUGCGAAUUGGUGUUCCUUACGGAAAAGUGUCUUACAGCUUAGUGUGUUGGGUAAGAAAAUGAAGUCCACUGGUCAAGAUUAGAGCAUUGGUGGUUCAUCUUCUAGGGGUUGGAAAAUUUGUGAAAUUUGAAGGAUAUGGACCCUCAAUUCAGAAAAAUGUUUUAUACCCCUAUGCAUAUGAAAUUUUGCAUAUAAUUUUAACUGUGUAUUUUAAGAACUUCCACUUUAAACUUUCCAGUGAAAUGCAAAUGAAUACUUCUGAAGUUUAGAGGGCUGACCAACUGGCAGUUCACUCCUAUUUGGCUCCUCCUGAGUGUGGGAGAAUUGGAAAGGGUUUGUUUUGUUAAGUACGAAUGUUUUAAGUAAAAAAAACCUCUAUCCCUAGUAGUUCAAAAGGAAAGAGGUAAGGAAGGAAUGUCUUUUAGUUUUAAGUACCUCCCAAUACUGUAUCCUCAAUAUUUUCACCUUUUUUGAAGAUGAAGAUACAGGCUCAAAAUGGUUUAUAUAACCUGCAAAUGCCAGAAAGGAAUUUUAAUCUAUUGUGUCCAAUAGCAUUGCCUUUUUCCACUGUUAAACUUGACUUCCUAUCUAACCUCCUGUGGUGAUAAAGCAGUAUAAACCUGGAAGGUUUUUUGUGUUUUAGAGAUAGCAAGGAUCAGAGUAAUUUAUGAGAAGAUAACUGGGAAAGAAACAACAUGGAAUAAAAUGAAUCAUGUUGCAGUCAAAAAAAAAAUGAAAUCUAAAUACUAAUAAAUAUAAAUGUCCUGAACUUGUCAGUUUGAAGACCAUCUAUAUGUGGUAUUUACAAAGAGAUACCUUGACAAAAUGACUUAACAGUUGAAAGCAAAUAGAUGGAAAAAGAUUACUAAGAAAAUGACAGAAGAAAGUUCUGACACCAACAAUAACCAAAAAAUGAGUGUGUGGUCAUAUAUGGAUGUGUAUAGGCAUAUAUGUAUCUGGGUAGAUGCACCUAUAUAUAUACACAGAAGUGUACACAUACAUACAGAUAUGUGUGUGCACACAUGUAUAUUCAGAGGACACAAUUACAAAUACUUCUCAGACAUAACCAAACACCUUGCAAGUUUGGUUUUCGGGGUUUGAAGGCUUAGGACUUUGGUCUCAUGAGACAACUCAAAUCAGUUGGCAUAAUAUAGUAAUAUAGUUCACAGAGUUCAUGUUCUGCGUUCUUCUGAGGUGAGUAGCAUCUGGAGUCUUAAAGCUUGCAAGUAGCCAUCUAAGAUACAACUGGUGGUAUCUACUUACCAGGAGCAAAGGAAACCAAAAUCUCAGAGAAGAAACUAGUCUCCAAGGCUAACAGGCUCCACGAGCCAAUGCUUCAUCUACCCUGAGACCAGAACUAGAUGGUGCUUGGCUACCACUACCGACUGCUCUAUCUAAUCAGGGCCACAACAGAUGAACUCUGAUAUAAUGGAAGAAAACUGUAGAACAGAACCGAAAAGUCUUAAGUCUGGACUAAGAUUUGAGAGUCUCCAAGACUAUCAUUCUGAGAUACUCUUUAAACCGAAACGAUCCCAAGGUCGGAAACGCUGGUGGUAUCAGUGGUUAAGUGCUAUGGCUGCUAACCAAUAGGUCGGCAGUUCGGAUUCACCAGGCGCUCCUUGGAAACUCUAUGGGGCGAUUCUACUCUGUCCUAUAGGGUCGCUAUGAGUUGGAAUCAACAGCAGUGGGUUUGGUUUGGUUUUAUCCCAAGGUAACCUUUUAGCAAAAUAUCAGAUUGGCACACAAAAUAAAGAAUAUUACCCAUCAUUUUAAAAAAUCUAUGAGACAAAAGGUCAACAGUUACUCCAAAGCAAAGAUGAGAAGGGGCAGGGAAACUAGAGCACUGGAAAGGGAAUAACCAGAACGCAAUUAAAGGGAGAGUUGACACACUUGUGAAAAAUGUAUCAUUGAACAACUUGUAUAGAAACUGUUAAGUGGGAACCUAAUUUGCUGUGUCAACUUUCUCAGAAAACAAUAAAAUCCUCUAAAAAUGAAUUGUCAAAAAAUGUAGCAAGAAGUUUCAAAAGUGUUAAUCAGGUAAAACUGAUUUUAAGGUAAAAAAAAAAAAAAGUGGUGUUGGGAUAAAAAUUGAACUUUGAUAAUGACAGAAGCAACUUACCAGGAAUGUACCAACCCUGAAAACAGCAGCUUCAAAAUAUAUAAAGCAGUUGCCAAUUAACAAAAGUUGAGACCCACAGUAACAGUGAUAAUUGAUGGUAGUCAAUAGACAUAGAAGAAUUGAACACAAUGUGAAAUGCUGAACGUAAUGGACUUAUAUAAACUCUGUCACUAAACUAUUACGGAAAACUCAAGUACACGUGGAAUCUUUGCAAAAAUUGGAAUUGUCAUAGACCACAAGGCAAAUCUCAACAAAUACCGAAGACUAUCAUUCAGGUUUUCAUAACACAGUGCAAUAAAAUUAGAAAGCACCUGUGAAGAUAGGUUCCUAAAAAAGGAAUUCCAUAUGCCCAUAUACUUGAAAUAGUUAACUUCUAGAAAUGUUAAAUCAUGUUUAAAAUUAGAAAAUGCUUCCAAUUGAAUGACAAUGAAUAUAAACUUACUUAAAAUUGCAAGUGCACUCUUUAAAUCUGGAUCCAUUGUCAAUCUAUCCACAUGGCACUUGUUUGUGUAUCUGUGUGUGUGUCUAUGUAACGUCUGUGUUCAUUUUGAAGCAUUUGUCUCUUACCCCCUAGAAUGUGAGCUCUAUAAGAGCAGAGAUUUUUGUCUUUGUUCCCAGGCACCUGGAAUAUAAGAGCUCAACAAAUUUUAAAUGAAACUGCAUAUAAAAGAUGGUGGGAUGCAGCUGAAGCACUAUUUUUGAAACUUAUAUGCUAAUGAAUAUACCAAAAUUGAAGAUUUAAUAACAAUCCAAGUGAAGAAAGUAGAAUAGCAAAUAAGCCUAAAGAAACAAAGUGGAAAUUAAUAGAAAAUGAAAGGAUCAAUAAAUACUGAAAAUGAUGUUUUUUUAAUAGCCUCCAGCAAAGUUGAUCAAGGAAAACAAGAAACAAUCAUUAAAGAAAUUGAUUUUGCAGUUUAAAAAAUUUACCCAUAAAAAGUACACCAGGCCCAGACAGGCUUACAAGCAAAUACUCUAGGAAUAAAUAAGUCCCUUUUUUUUUUUUUUUAAGUAUAAUGUCUCAAAAAUUAGAAAAAUAUUUCCCACCUCCUUCUGUUAAAGCCAGUUUCACAGGAUAACUUUGAUACCAAACCAGAAAAAAAGGUAUGAGUAACAAAAGUACUCUUCCAAACUCAUUCAUGAACAAAUUAUCACGCAACAAAUUAUAAAUCUUGCAAAUAUUAGCAAGCGGAAUUCACAUAAGUACAUAUAUACAUAUACUGUCAAAUUAGUUUUUCUCGAGAAUGUAAGGGUAGUUUCACGCUAGAAAAUGUAUUAUUCCCCAUGUUAUCAGAUUAAGGAAGGAAAACACAUGAUUAACAGAGGGGACCUCUGGAUGAUGCAAACGGUUAGUGUGCUCUGCUGCUACCUCAGCUCGGCGAUUCGAGUCACCCAGAAGUGUCUCAGAAGAAAGCCUGGCUGUGUACUUCGUUGCCACUGAAAACCGUGGAGCCCAGUUCUACUCUGACACACACGCAACCGCCGUGAGUCGGAGUUGGCUGAUGGCAUCUGGUAUUUUAACAAAUGCUGAAAGGGAUUUUAUUGAUUACUUACCUAUGAUUAAAGAAGUAAUCUUGCACUACUGUUAAGUCGAAGUCCCUGACAUUUCUCACUUAGAUACUGCAGUAUUACUAAGAAAGGGUCUUCCUGAUGUCUAUUCCCAACAGAAUUCAAAGUGAUCCUUUUAAAACUUGGAUAAAAUCAUGUCACUGUUCUGAUCGCAACACUCCAUGGCUCUCCAUAGUCCUCAAAAGUACUUAUCAUGGCUUAGACGGUGUCUACGUGAUAUGUACCAGUAACUCUUUUCACCUCAUUUUUCACUACUUCCCCCCACAAGGCUCCAACACAAUGGCCUCCUUCUGAUUUAAGAGCUUUGUAAAAAAUCAUUAAAAACUGCCAGAGAACAAAGACGAUUACCAAACAAAGCAACAAGACUAAUGCUGAAUUUUAAACAGAAACGAUGGGAUCCAAAAGGAAUGAAAUCUUUAAAGUAGUGAAGGAAAAAACUACCAUCCUAGAUUUCUACGUUGUUGUUAGCUGCCGCUGAGUAAGCCCCAAUUGACAACGACCCCAUGUGUUACAGCAGAACUGUGCCAUACGGGUUUUUUUUUUG
Loxodonta africana (African savanna elephant) is the source of this 13097-nucleotide messenger RNA. It is a transcript of the gene HSPA4L, whose product is annotated as heat shock protein family A (Hsp70) member 4 like. Gene Ontology annotation, molecular function: ATP-dependent protein folding chaperone; ATP binding. Gene Ontology annotation, biological process: protein folding. NCBI's taxonomy places the organism in Eukaryota, Metazoa, Chordata, Mammalia, Proboscidea, Elephantidae. The transcript has 19 exons. Gene Ontology annotation, cellular component: nucleus; cytosol. The coding region runs from base 231 to 2753 and encodes 840 amino acids. The record is from RefSeq and is a predicted model, not a curated record.